Molecule: messenger RNA, 1344 nt
Organism: Eruca vesicaria subsp. sativa (arugula)
Lineage: Eukaryota; Viridiplantae; Streptophyta; Magnoliopsida; Brassicales; Brassicaceae
Source: the annotation of a GenBank genome assembly
AUGUCUUCCUCUAUCGAGAAAGAUGAUGGUCCCAUGCUUCCAAUCUCAUCCUCAUCAUCAUCAUCAUCUCGUACUAGGUCUUUCACUUCCAAGUUUCGUAGCUAUUCCCUCGCAAACACUUCUUCCACCAUUGAUAGAUUCGACAGCUCCAAUGUGGUUCUAGGCUACAUGGCUCCUCUUCGAACCUAUAUACGACCACCAUCAGUGCAAACGAGUGCCUCUUUUCCCUCUACUCGCAUUCCUGAGCCUCUCUUUCUUCAUCCUACUCCGAUUGGUGGUUCUUCUCAUUCCAUUGGUGUCUCUUCCUCCUCUCAGCCAAAGAGCUCUCCUUCUUUUGCUGCCCUCGAAUACAAAAACUCUACAGCUUGCCCGUCUUACUACAACCCCAAACCUGCCCAAAUCACACCUUCUAGGUCCCAUAAUGCUAUGUGUGAUGAUGCUAAAGGCUGGGAUACGCGGUCGGUUAAUAGAAACUUGACCGGAAUCAUCAAUCCUCACUACAAAUUCGUUCAGAGGUGGACUAGAUUAUUUGCCUUAUGGUUGGUUAUUUUUAUAGAUCCUCUCUUCUUGUUCCUAAUAAAAGUCAAAAAGAACGAUAAAUGCAUUAUGAUCGAUUGGCCGGUGGCUAAAGCAUUUAUAGCUGUUAGAAGUGUAACGGAUGUUUUAUUCUUUUUAAACAUUCUGCUUCAGUUCCGUUUGGCAUAUGCAGCUCCUGAGUCUACUGUUGUUGGUGCUCGCCAGUUGUUUGAUCUUCCUAGAAAAAUUGCUCGUCCUUACUUGCGAGGCAAGUGUUUACUGGACUUAUUCAUAGUGCUGCCACUUCCACAGAUAUGGAUAUUUUGGAUAUUACCAGCACACUUAGGCGCAUCUGGGGGAAACUAUGCAAAAAACUUUCUAACCGCUGCAGUUCUUUUCCAGUACAUUCCAAAAUUGUGUAGACUAUUACCACUUCUUGCUGGAAAAACACCGGCAGUCUUCCUAUUUGAUUCGGCUUGUAGUUUUGUUGUUAACCUUCUCACCUUCAUGCUUGUUGGUCAUGUUGUUGGCUCUUGCUGGUAUCUUUUUGGUCUACAGAGGGUUAAUCAUUGCCUUCGAGAUGCUUGCGGUAAUUCUCAUCAAGAAUGCAGAGAACUAAUAUAUUGUGGUCAAGAAAAUAGUCAUGUAGCGUUAGCUGCGUGGAAAGAUAAUGCGAAUGCAAGUGCUUGUUUUCAAGAGGAUGGUUUUCCUUAUGGAAUCUAUUUAAAGACAGUCAAUCUCACCAAUCAUUCUAGCCUCUUCACAAGAUACAUUUACUCUCUUUUAUGGGGUUUCCAGAAUUUCCUUCAAGCUCUUGGACAAAGGUAA